Messenger RNA from Manihot esculenta (cassava), 1541 nucleotides. Its product is annotated as cell division protein FtsY homolog, chloroplastic. Gene Ontology annotation, molecular function: GTP binding; ATP hydrolysis activity; GTPase activity. Bases 45 to 1133 code for a protein of 362 amino acids. NCBI's taxonomy places the organism in Eukaryota, Viridiplantae, Streptophyta, Magnoliopsida, Malpighiales, Euphorbiaceae. Gene Ontology annotation, cellular component: membrane. The transcript has 12 exons. Gene Ontology annotation, biological process: SRP-dependent cotranslational protein targeting to membrane. The record is from RefSeq and is a predicted model, not a curated record.
CCAGAAGUCCAGGAACGUCUGUGUUGUGUGUUCAGAGCUGAGACAUGGCUGCUUCAGCUCAUCUCUUGCUCCUCGCGAAACCUUCUACUCCACAUCUAGUCCCUGCGUUCCCUCGAACAGGUUCCAAUCAGCACAAGAACGCUCGGUUCAAAUGCCUGGCCAGCCAGAGCGGGUUCUUCACGCGACUUGGCAGAUUGAUAAAAGAGAAAGCCAAAAGCGACGUGGACAAACUCUUCUCAGGAUUCUCCAAAACCAGAGACAACCUAGCCGUGAUUGACGAACUCCUCCUCUACUGGAACCUAUCCGAGACCGACCGAGUCCUCGACGAACUCGAAGAGAUUCUGUUAGUAUCUGAUUUUGGGCCAAGAAUCACGAUUAAGAUUGUGGAGAGCUUGAGGGAGGAUAUACUAGCUGGGAAGCUCAAAUCAGGCAGCGAAAUUAAGGAUGCUUUGAAGAGGAGUGUACUUGAUUUGUUAACCAAGAAAGGAAAUAAGACUGAUCUUCAGCUUGGAUUCAGGAAGCCCGCUGUUGUUUUGAUUGUUGGCGUCAAUGGAGGUGGGAAGACAACGUCUCUUGGAAAGCUGGCAUAUAGGUUGAAGAAUGACGGGGCAAAGAUAUUAAUGGCAGCGGGUGAUACAUUUAGGGCUGCUGCCAGUGACCAGUUGGAGAUAUGGGCUGAAAGAACUGGAUGUGAUAUUGUUGUGGCUAAAGAGGAGAAGGCCAAAGCAUCAUCAGUUCUUUCACAGGCUGUGAAAAGAGGGAAAGAAGAAGGCUUUGAUGUUGUUUUGUGUGACACAUCAGGACGUCUUCACACGAACUACGGCCUGAUGGAAGAGUUGAUAGCGUGUAAGAAAGCUGUUGGCAAAGUUGUUCCUGGUGCACCUAAUGAGAUCCUUCUGGUGCUAGAUGGGAACACUGGUUUAAAUAUGCUUCCACAAGCGAGAGAGUUCAAUGAAGUGGUUGGAAUAACUGGUUUGAUUUUGACUAAACUUGAUGGUUCUGCAAGAGGUGGCUGUGUGGUCAGUGUUGUAGAUGAGCUCGGCAUCCCUGUAAAGUUUGUAGGUGUUGGAGAAGGUGUUGAAGACCUGCAACCCUUUGAUGCAGAGGCGUUUGUUAACGCUGUAUUUUCAUGAGGUUUAAAUUGUGGCAGAAUACAUGACUAUGAAUCAGAGCAAUUAGUCUUGCUAGUUGCUGAAAGUUCUUGGCUACACGAUCCUGCACGACUAUGAGAUGUGGAAGCUUAAAAGGCACUUUGUCAUGAGGCCGACAACUGGCGUUGCACUUUGGUUUCAGUUGCAUGUUAGAUGCUGUUUAGAUCCCAUACGCCACUCUUAUCCCAUUUUCACCCGACAGAUUACGCCCUUAAACUUGUAAACAAAUGUUCCUUCUUCACUGUAAUAGAAAGUUCUUUCAGAUUUGAUCCUGAAAUGAUACUCCUGAAAUUUCGGAUUAUGGCAUGCUUAUGAAACUGAGCUUUUAACUUGUAUUUGAGCUAUUGUAAGAAAUUCUUAUAAUUAGAUGCUAUUACUCAAUUUCUAGAA